Molecule: messenger RNA, 1254 nt
Organism: Tetrahymena thermophila SB210
Lineage: Eukaryota; Ciliophora; Oligohymenophorea; Hymenostomatida; Tetrahymenidae
Product: cyclic nucleotide-binding domain protein
Exons: 13
Biological process (GO): positive regulation of transcription by RNA polymerase II; positive regulation of MHC class II biosynthetic process; inflammatory response
Molecular function (GO): protein binding
Source: RefSeq, a predicted model, not a curated record
AUGGCAACUUACUCUAUAUUUAAUGAUAUAUUUUUUCUUUAAUAUUUAAAAAGUGAUAAUUAAAUUGGUGAUGAAGGUGCCUCAGGCUUAGGUUCUGGUUUAGCAAAGUGCAUUAAUCUCUCAAAUUUGACACUUAGCCUUGGUUGUAAUUAAAUUGGUGACAAAGGCGCUUCAGGCUUAGGUUCUGAUUUAGCAAAGUGCAUUAAUCUCUCAAAUUUGACACUUAGCCUUAGGAAAAAUUAAAUUGGUGACAAAGGCGCUUCAGGCUUAGGUUCUGAUUUAGCAAAGUGCAUUAAUCUCUCAAAUUUGACACUUAGCCUUGGUGGUAAUUAAAUUGGUGACGAAGGUGCAUCAGGCUUAGGUUCUGGUUUAGCAAAGUGCAUUACUCUCUCAAAUUUGACACUUAGCCUUCUUGAUAAUUAAAUUGGUGACGAAGGUGCAUCAGGCUUAGGUUCUGGUUUAGCAAAGUGCAUUAAUCUCUCAAAUUUGACACUUUAUCUUUAGGAUAAUUAAAUUGGUGACGAAGGUGCAUCAGGCUUAGGUUCUGGUUUAGCAAAGUGUAUUAAUCUCUCAAAUUUGACACUUAUCCUUGGUGAUACUUAAAUUGGUGACAAAGGUGCAUAAGGCUUAGGUUCUGGUUUAGCAAAGUGCAUUAAUCUCUCAAAUUUGAAACUUUACCUUGGUGAUAAUUAAAUUGGUGACGAAGGUGCAUCAGGCUUAGGUUCUGGUUUAGCAAAGUGCAUUAAUCUCUCAAAUUUGACACUUUAACUUUAUCGUAAUUAAAUUGGUGACGAAGGUGCAUCAGGCUUAGGUUCUGGUUUAGCAAAGUGCAUAAAUCUCUCAAAUUUGACACUUAAACUUGAUCGUAAUUAAAUUGGUGACGAAGGUGCAUCAGGCUUAGGUUCUGGUUUAGCAAAGUGCAUUAAUCUCUCAAAUUUGACACUUGAACUUUAUCUUAAUUAAAUUGGUGACGAAGGUGCAUCAGGCUUAGGUUCUGGUUUAGCAAAGUGCAUUAAUCUCUCAAAUUUGACACUUAGCCUUGGUGGUAAUUAAAUUGGUGACGAAGGUGCAUCAGGCUUAGGUUCUGGUUUAGCAAAGUGCAUUACUCUCUCAAAUUUGACACUUAAACUUGAGGGUAAUUAAAUUGGUGACGAAGGUACAUCAGGCUUAGGUUCUGGUUUAGCAAAGUGCAUUAAUCUCUCAAAUUUGACACUUAACCUUGAGUAAAAACAGUUUAUUUGUUUUGGAUUGUGA